Messenger RNA from Mycena citricolor, 255 nucleotides. The record is from the annotation of a GenBank genome assembly. NCBI's taxonomy places the organism in Eukaryota, Fungi, Basidiomycota, Agaricomycetes, Agaricales, Mycenaceae.
GAGCCCGUGGUGCAUCUCACAAGUAACAGCUCUGUCCUAAUCUUGUCCCUUAGUCUGCCCCACGAACAAACUAGAUUCACAUCCACGAGAUUGUUACAUCCUCAAUUCCGAGCGCUAAGAGCAAUACUCCGGCGCAUAAAUAAUGAAUGCACAGGCAUGACCUCGCACGCGAUUAUAGCAAUUCCCGCGUACACGAUCACCUUUGUCAGCACCUCAGCAUCAUAAUGCUUUUUCUCCCGGUCCACCUCGUUUUCC